AUGUAUAUAAUUUCAGUUGCAGGGAUUGUAAGUGCACAACUGCCUUUCCCUAUCUAUGGAAUCGGAGGCAUCGGGAAUUUAGGCUAUGCAGGAGGAGCCGGCGCUUUCACUCAAGGUUUCGGACCAUUCCUAGGAUUUUCCCCUUACAACGGAAUAAGGCAUACACUACCAUUACCAGUUUCUGUCACAGAAACAGCCGGAACAACCCAUACAGUGGCCCAUACGUCAGCGGGAGCUGCACCACAUCAUUCUGCUUCACACGUCAGUAAAGCUGUCACUGUGGCUCAUCACAUUCCCACUACACAUGUCACUACCGUUCAGCAUCCAGUACCGGCGGUAACUACCCACGAGCAACAUGUAAAUUAUGGUCCAGCUUUCGCUGGAGUAGAGCCUUACUCACCAUUCUUCUAUGGACCUGGAUUUUCACCGUUCGGCCCCCAAUAUACGACGAGCUUUUUUAAACAUCACACAAUACCAACCGCCAGUCAUUCAACAGUCGUAAAAUCUACGAGUCAAACCAGCGGCUCUUCCGGUUCUUCGUCGGUCAAUGUUGCACAACCCAACACAAUCUAUUCUUACCAGAACUACAAACCUGUUGCGAGCGUAGUGACGAAAACGCAACACUUUCCUGUUGAAUAUCCUUACAACCUACCCAAUAUAGCUACAACUAGACAUCAUCAGACAAUAUCACAUGUGGGUCCGAGCUUCGGAGUUGCCCAUUUCCCCUCUGCGUUUCACGGCAUCUUGCCCACAAGCACAACUAAGUAUCAUCAAACUACUGCAUUCCCCGGUUUAGGCUAUGGUUACGGCCCCUUCCCUGGCACCUUAAAUUCUCCAUUUGGAGCAUCUGGGAUUCCGUUCCCUUAUGUGAAUGCAGGGUUUCCCGGUGGAGCGCUGAGUUCGUCAGCUGUUCAUACAGUUCAUCAUCCAGGCGCUUUUACAGCGGCCCUGCAUCCAAGCGCUUUCCAGAACUACAACGUUGACACUUCAAAUCCAUUCUAUUUUUAUUCAGUGCCCAGUUCACCUGGAAAGAUUACUAAGAAAACAUCACAAAAGUCUUCUUCGAGCAAUAAAAAUUAG
Molecule: messenger RNA, 1080 nt
Organism: Acanthosepion pharaonis
Lineage: Eukaryota; Metazoa; Mollusca; Cephalopoda; Sepiida; Sepiidae
Source: the annotation of a GenBank genome assembly